Pediculus humanus corporis (human body louse) is the source of this 870-nucleotide messenger RNA. RefSeq lists its product as uncharacterized. Gene Ontology annotation, biological process: stabilization of membrane potential; potassium ion transmembrane transport. Lineage: Eukaryota; Metazoa; Arthropoda; Insecta; Psocodea; Pediculidae. Gene Ontology annotation, cellular component: membrane. The record is from RefSeq and is a predicted model, not a curated record. Gene Ontology annotation, molecular function: potassium ion leak channel activity. The transcript is spliced from 7 exons. The coding region runs from base 1 to 870 and encodes 289 amino acids.
AUGAAAAGACAAAAUGUAAGAACUCUCAGUUUGGUGGUGUGCACAUUUACAUAUCUUUUGAUAGGGGCUGCUGUUUUUGAUGCAUUAGAAUCAGAAACAGAAUAUAAAAGAGGGAAAUUUUUAGAAGAAGUAAGAGAUAAUUUAAAAAGAAAAUACAAAAUCUCUGAUGAAGAUUAUAAAAUGGUAGAAGUGAUCAUUAUUGAAAGCAAACCUCAUAAAGCUGGUCCCCAAUGGAAAUUCACAGGAGCAUUUUAUUUUGCAACUGUUGUUCUUGCCAUGAUAGGCUAUGGUCAUUCUACACCAGUAACCAUAGCUGGAAAAGCUUUUUGUAUGGAGGCAACAGAAAUGAAUUUAAUGAUGGCUACAGGUCUUUUAUCAUCAAUAAUAAUAACCACUGGAGCUGCUGUAUUUUCUCGAUAUGAGGGUUGGACAUAUUUCGAUUCUUUUUAUUACUGUUUUGUUACUUUAACUACAAUAGGUUUUGGAGAUUAUGUAGCACUACAGAAUGAUCAAGCUCUAACUCAAAAACCUGGUUAUGUAGCUCUGAGUUUAGUCUUUAUACUAUUUGGUCUUGCUGUUGUAGCUGCCAGUAUAAACUUAUUAGUUUUAAGAUUUAUGACAAUGAAUGCAGAAGAUGUACGAAGAGAAGAUGUAGAGCUUCAGGCUUCUACUGAACACGUAAUAACAUUAGACGAUGAUGUGGUUAAUGUCAAUGGGAAACUAUUAGCAGGCCAUAUUGGAACAGCCAUGGGAUCAGAUGUUGAUCAAAUUUCUGUUUGCUCAUGUACUUGCUUGGGUCCAGCUAAAUGCCAAUCCCAUGUAUUUUUAGAACCAGGAUAUCAACCCAGAUGCCGAAAAUUCUUAUUCUAA